GGAGGUGGAGGAGGAGGAGGAGGAGAUGGUGAAAGUAUACUUGAGGGUCUGGAAGAAGUGGCUGAUCCUUUGGAAAGUCUAUUUGCGUGGCUGUCCAGGCACCGACAUUCGCGUGAUUCCGCUUGGCUGACGGAUGAAGUUGAGGUGAAAAGAUUGGCUGAAGAUGCACAUUCUGGCGACAGGCUGGACUGGGCCUUUGUCAGGCUGCGUGAAGAAUCGAACGAGAAUGACGCCUUUUCAGGCCGAUUCCUGUACCAUCUGACCUUUGUGGCACGGAAUGAAUAUGUGAAGCAGAAAAUGGACCGAGUUAUCCGAGUAAGCUGA
Messenger RNA from Protopolystoma xenopodis, 324 nucleotides. The record is from the annotation of a GenBank genome assembly. Lineage: Eukaryota; Metazoa; Platyhelminthes; Monogenea; Polystomatidea; Polystomatidae.